AUGUUUAUUUUCAAACCCGAACAACCCGAACCCGAUUUCCCGGUAUCCAGCGAGUUUCAUUUGGACAUAGCAGCCAUUUUGCGGAUGAUGGGCUGCCACUACGAAAUCGAGGACAAGGUCAUGCCCUUCAUACUGGACGUCACUAUAACCGCGAACGAGGCAGCUCGGGUAAACUCAGAGGAGGCUGCUCGUGAUGGCAUCGAGAAAGAAGAGCGAGCUAGUCGCGUGGUGGAGUGGUUGAAAGCUCAACAGCGGUUGCAGUGUGUUAAGAUCAUGCUCAUACUUACUACAGCAGAGUUCCAAGGUUGCCAUCUGCUGCCGAUCAUGUCAGGAUGGACUACUCCCUGGGCUCUUCGUCAGAAGCACUCUGUUGAGCAGAUCAGACUGCUGUUGCUGGAUAUAUUGACUCUGAUGGUGAAGAAUCGAGACACCAGUCCCAGCGGCCUCCAGAGGUGGAGUGCGUAG
Perkinsus marinus ATCC 50983 is the source of this 465-nucleotide messenger RNA. RefSeq lists its product as hypothetical. The transcript is spliced from 4 exons. The coding region runs from base 1 to 465 and encodes 154 amino acids. Lineage: Eukaryota; Perkinsozoa; Perkinsida; Perkinsidae. The record is from RefSeq and is a predicted model, not a curated record.